Oncorhynchus gorbuscha (pink salmon) is the source of this 1950-nucleotide messenger RNA. Its product is annotated as small integral membrane protein 10-like protein 2A. The transcript is spliced from 2 exons. The record is from RefSeq and is a predicted model, not a curated record. The coding region runs from base 217 to 417 and encodes 66 amino acids. NCBI's taxonomy places the organism in Eukaryota, Metazoa, Chordata, Actinopteri, Salmoniformes, Salmonidae.
UGCAUUGCAACUUCCGUGAGUCACACUAAUGUUCCGUUUGACCAAAACUGGAAAAGAAUGGUGGAUUUUUCAGUUGGGGUGGGGUACCUCGUCAAAAGACGAAAAUAUUAAUGUUAAAAACUCCAGACAACGAUUGCAGUAUGCACUGUUGUAUCUUCUUAACUUGUAAAUAAGAUUCCGGUGGUAAAUAACAAUCUCCGUUGUAGACAUUGUUUUAUGGCGGGUCUGUCUUAUUUAGUGUUCCGUUUUUCGGGGUCCGCUGGUCGGACUUAUGGGGUGUUUUCUAAAGGAUUGACGAGGACUUUGUUGAUAUUUUUUGAUCUCGCGUGGCGACUGCGAAUCAGAUUCCCAUACCUCUACCUCAUCGCUUCGAUGAUGUUCAAUGUGCGAUUACAGGUCCAUAUUGAGAUUCACUGAGUGUGUUACAACUGCCACAAUUGAGGACCCAACACCCCUGACUGCUCAUUAGUGGGCAUCUUCAGUCAGAACUUCCCAAAGAGACCCUGCAGACCUCACACAAUCAACAAUGUGGAAGAGGGCACUAGUAUCAGGGGCCAGUGUGACAAUGUGCAAUGUUACACGACCGUUGUCUCAGCCACCCCUUGUCAUAGGAACCCAGUGCCUUUGCAUGGGAAGGACACCAUGAUGAUGUCAUUAACAUUGGCCACCGGGGUGUGCAGAGAUCUGUGAGGUUGUACUGGGAUAUAUCCCUCACAGCCACUCGCCACCAGAGAUUGUUGAGCUACCCAUCUGGUCAGAGGAGACAUAGGAAAGGAUGACCAGUGGAAUUCGACACUGCCUUUUUGUCGCAGACCACAAGGAGGACUGAGAAACAAAAAUUACAAUGACAACAACGGAAUGAAUGUUUUUGGAACCUUUCUUAUUUCUUCUUCCUCUUAGAGUUCUGUUUGAUGUGUUCAUCAGUGCUCAUCUGUAGUUGUCUCCGAAGGAAAACUGGAAACUUGUCAUAGUUCCCCUCAUAAUGAAACACAAGUAUCCACUAGCUUGCAUCUCCACCGCAUGACAUAAACCAGUGCAUGUUUUCUAUUUUCAGUGGUUUGGGCAUUUUUUUUGAGCGGUUUUGGAAAAGUUUGUUUGCCAAUGGAACGAUGGUGCAGUGAGUUGGAAAGUGGAAGAGGAUACAUUUCAGUGUAGGUCAGCAGGCCUAUUGUUACAACCUUUCAGUGUAGCUCAGCAGGCCUAUUGUUACAACCUUUCAGUGUAGCUCAGCAGGCCUACUGUUACAACCUUUCAGUGUAGCUCAGCAGGCCUACUGUUACAACCUUUCAGUGUAGCUCAGCAGGGCUACUGUUACAACCUUUCAGUGUAGCUCAGCAGGGCUAUUGUUACAACCUUUCAAUGUAGCUCAGCAGGGCUACUGUUACAACCUUUCAGUGUAGCUCAGCAGGGCUACUGUUACAACCUUUCAGUGUAGCUCAGCAGGGCUAUUGUUACAACCUUUCAAUGUAGCUCAGCAGGGCUACUGUUACAACCUUUCAGUGUAGCUCAGCAGGGCUACUGUUACAACCUUUCAGUGUAGCUCAGCAGGGCUACUGUUACAACCUUUCAGUGUGGGUACGGUCACCUUUCAGUUAUAGAAAUGGCAAGGUGCUUGUUGUGUAAUGUGCAUCCUUAGUGUCACUUCUUCUCACUGAUUUGGAAUGGAAUGUUGCAGUGUAGGUGUCAGACAAACAGGAAGGAUCCAGGAAAGGAAUGACUGCAUGACACACAAACACACACUUGUCAACCACUUCUCUAUUGGUCAAUGGAGCUAACGAGGUGGCAUUUUAGAUUUUAAAUAAAUGGUUUAUGAUUUUGAGGUAUGCAUUCAUCCUUAUUUCUCAGUAAAGUGUUUGUGGGUUUUGUCAAUUCUCGAGUCACUGUAUUAAAAGGGCAAGGAAUUUAAUAUGGUUGUACCUCCUUGGAAACAAUAAAUUAUUAAACAAUCAA